AUUCAUAAAGUAGUCCGGCUGGGUUGAAAGUCGCUCCUCAGUUGGCAAGAAUGUUUCGGCUCCCACGGAAAUCACUAUAAUAAUUUUAAAGGAACACGGAGUCUGACGUCGGAGGAACUGCAGCGAGCUAGAUGAAUUUCUAGGAUCACUGUCACAAGCCGUUUCAUUUUAAAGACUAGGGUAUAAUUUAAGAGAUACCAGUUCUACAAGCCAUAACAAGCCACAAAACACUUGCUUUACGGAUAACAUAAAGCUACAGGGUUUCACAACUUCUACAGAGCAGAAUGCCUGUGAAAGGAGUCGGGAAAGUGGCUGCGUAUCCAAGCAAAGGCGAAAACGUCGGAAGCUCAGGAAUGGAGGAGACUGUUUGGGAGCAGCACACUGUGAACCUACAAAGGGACUCCAAGAUGGGGUUCGGUAUUGCUGUGUCGGGGGGACGGGACAACCCCAACGUGGAUAACGGAGAGAUGUCAAUCAUCGUGUCAGACGUCCUACAGGGUGGACCAGCCGACGGACUCCUGUUUGAGAAAGAUCGUGUGAUCCAGGUCAACUCCAUCCUCAUGGACAACGUGCCUCAUUCCUUCGCUGUGCAGCAGUUACGCAAAUGUGGGAAGACCGCCAAGAUAACGGUGAAGAGACCUCGGAAGGUGGCUCUCCACUCCCUGAAGCACCCCCCCUCCCCCGGCGGCGAAAGUCGAGACUUCGGCACCACCCGUUACUACGAUGCCGAUGACAACCAGAGUGACGGGGGCUGGCAACGUGGCAACGGUGGGCCCGGUUACACCCACGAGCCUCGUGACCUCACCCCUGACAACAAGAACUACCUGGACCCCGACUACGGCAGCCGCGGUAAUCGGGGGAGGAGCCGGGGGAGGAGCCAGGAGAGGGCAUCGCCGAGCCCCGAGCAUCGCCGCGACAACAGCAAGGGGCGGGCCUUGGACCGCGAGCCGCCCAGUCCCGAGAGGCUGCGGUAUCCACGGGAACGCAGCCGGGGGAGGAGCACGGACCGGGAGAGAGGAGGAGGGGGAGGAGGGAGUCCAGAUGGGAGGAGCUACGGCCGGGGCGACAGUUACGAGCGUGGAGGGGGGAGGUACGGGGAUGUGGGAGGUACUGGAGGGAGGAUGGUGAAGAGUAAGAGUAGAGACCAACUCCAGGAGCCUUCCUCCCCGGACCUCCCAAGAGGAGGAGGAGGCGGAGGAGGAGCUAGAGACCUGGAGCCCCUGGAGAAACCUGUUAACGUCCUGCUGGUCAAGAACAGACCCAACGAAGAGUACGGUCUGCGUCUGGGCAGUCAGAUCUUCAUCAAGGAAAUGACCAGUACAGGACUGGCUACCAAGGACGGAAACUUACAGGAGGGAGACAUCAUUCUCAAGAUCAAUGGGACAGUAACUGAGAACCUGUCUCUGAACGAUGCAGGGAAGCUCAUUGAGAAGUCUAGAGGAAAACUCCAGCUGGUCAUCCAGAGAGACCGGAGACAGAUCCUCAUCCGUAUCCCGCCCCUCGUCGACUCUGACUCCGAACCUGACGAUAUUUCAGAGAUGGAGUCCUACCAUUCCUACUCUCCCCAGGAGGACAGGAGAUCUCGUCACUCUGACCUCUCCUCCCAUUCCUCUAAUGAGAGAGACUACCCCAGACCUCUAACCAGCCUGGAAGACUCUCCAAGGGUAGCCAAGAUGUCUGCCAUGGCCUCACCUUUCAGGGUUCCCCCGCUACAGGACCCCCCCUCCCCGGGCCCUGCCACCCUGGAAUCAGAGGGUCUGCCACGCCUCGACGAACCACCAGUGUCAGCAAAGACCACUCCUAAGAUUCUGCUACGCCCCAGCCCAGAGGAGGAAGAGCUCUACGGGGCUAACACGGUGAUGGUGAGUUUCCAGAAGGGGGACAGUGUGGGUCUGAGGCUGGCUGGGGGCAACGAUGUGGGCAUCUUCAUCGCUGGCAUCCAGGAGGGCAGUCCUGCCGAGGAGGAAGGCCUACGCACUGGAGACCAGAUCAUAAAGGUGAAUAAGGUAGAGUUCCGAGGCAUCGUGAGAGAGGAGGCUGUUCUCUGUCUGCUGGAGAUUCCUAAAGGAGAGGACGUCACCAUACUGGCCCAGAGUAAACCUGAUGUCUACAAUGACAUCCUGGCGUCGGGUCGUGGGGACUCCUUCUUUAUCAGGACUCAUUUUGAGUAUGAGCGGGAGGCCCCCCAGAGCCUGGCUUUCUCCAGAGGGGAGAUCUUUAAGGUGGUGGACACCCUCUACGACGGCAAGCUGGGCAACUGGCUGGCCAUCCGCACCGGCAAGGACAAACAGCUGCUAGAGAAGGGCAUCAUCCCCAACAAGAGCAGGGCUGACCAGAUGGCGAGCGUCCAGAACUCCCAUAAGGCCGCUGGGACGGACCGGGCUGACUUCUGGCGUCUGAGGGGUCAAAGGGCAGCCAAGAGAAAGGAGCUGAGGAAGAGCAGAGAGGACGUCAGCGCUACGCCCGUCGCCACACGCUUCCCCGCUUACGAGAGAGUCGUGCUCCGAGAGGCUGGUUUCAGACGUCCUGUGGUUCUGUUUGGACCUAUAGCUGAUGCAGCCAACGACAAGCUUGCUAACGAGCUGCCUGACCUGUUCAUCAUUGCCAAAACGGAGCCUAAAGAUGCCGGUUCAGAGAAAUCCUCAGGAGUAGUGAGACUCAACACCAUCCGCCAGAUCAUCGAGCAGGACAAGCAUGCCCUGCUGGAUGUGACUCCCAAGGCAGUGGACACACUGAACUACAGCCAGUGGUACCCCAUCGUCAUCUUCUUCAACCCAGACAGUAAACCAGGAGUUAAGGCCAUGAGGCAGAGGGUGAUACCUGGAUCCAACCGCUCGGCACGCAAACUAUACGAACAAGCUGUCAAACUGAGGAAGACCUGUUCUCAUCUCUUCUCUGCUACUAUUGAGUUGAACUCGGUCAACGAUGCGUGGUACGGCAGUGUCAAGGACUCUAUCAGAGAGCAGCAGACUCAGGCUGUCUGGGUGUCUGAGGGGAAGCUGGACGGCACGGGGACGGACCUUGAUCUCCAUGACGACCGCAUGUCCUACCUGUCAGCCAUGUCGGCCGACUACCUGAGCAUGGACAGCCGACUGGCCAGUGACUACGAUGACACGGCGGACGAGGGCGGGGCUUAUACGGAUAACGAGCUGGACAAUGAACCGGCCGAUCAACUGCCGGUGUCGGCUAUCAGCCGCUCCUCUGAGCCCGUACUGGCAGAGGAGAUACUGCGCAGGUGCAGUCCAGAUAUCCGUGGUGGCAUCAGGAGGGUGGGCAGCAGGGAGGUGCUCAGCAGCGCCAGCCCAACGCACGUGUUUGUACCUGACCCCCCCAAGGUGAAGCUGUUGUUCAGGGAUGAGGUAGUCCCUCCCAGGGGGGUAGUAGGGGCGUACGACCCCCCCCCCCAGCCGCGGCUACGACUCCCACUCCUCCAGCCCUGCCAGCAACGACCCCCCUCCUCUCCCUCGCUCCCUCAACUCCUUCGGCAAGGCCAAGCCCCUGGCACUGCAGCCCCCCGUCACCGUCAAACCCUCCUAUAAUAUCCAGGACACCACCAGCAGCACAGCCCCAGUCACAGUGGCCCCUAUGAGCCCGGAGGAAUCAGAGGAGAACCCUGAGGACCCCAGCCUCAGGUCGUUCCUGGGGAAGGUCAAGGCCUUCGAGAAGAUGGACCACUUUGCACGCGCUCAGAGGAUGCUGGAGCUGCAGGAGGCACAGAACGCCAGGUUGGAGAUAGCUCAGAAGCACCCAGAUAUCUAUGCUGUCCCCCUGAAGACCCAGAAACUGGACCACAGCCGGCCUCAGCCUAUAGGUUCCAGCUCGCAUCCUGAGCCCCAGACCCCUCCCUCCAAGCUACCGUACUCUGAAAGUCGUGGGUUCUACCUCAGCGAUGAGGAUG
This is a messenger RNA of Oncorhynchus mykiss (rainbow trout), 3898 nucleotides long. Its product is annotated as tight junction protein 2. NCBI's taxonomy places the organism in Eukaryota, Metazoa, Chordata, Actinopteri, Salmoniformes, Salmonidae. Gene Ontology annotation, biological process: protein localization to cell-cell junction; cell-cell adhesion; cell-cell junction organization. Gene Ontology annotation, cellular component: bicellular tight junction; plasma membrane. The record is from RefSeq and is a predicted model, not a curated record. Gene Ontology annotation, molecular function: cell adhesion molecule binding.